AGCAACAUUACGGAUAGAUAGUAGCUACCUAGUCGAUCACCCGAAAAUAGCCGCCUGGACGGCUGAUCCCGGCUGGCUCAGCCUCGUGCUGGCAUCCCAUCAGUCUCCACCCAGCCUCUUGCUCUUUCACCCCCCGAUAACCAGACGAGAUGGACAAUGUGCUUGGGGUAUUACCAAAUGGCCCCCCAGUUCCCUCUCUCCACCAUGAGGACUUCACCGUCGCGUGGAUAUGUGCUCUGCCCGUCGAGAUGGCAGCCGCCGAGGCGCUGCUGGACGAGCGCCUGCCCAAUCUACCCGCCAAGCCUCACGACCACAACACCUACAUCUUCGGCAGCAUCCACGGUCAUCGCAUCGUGAUCGCCUGUCUCCCAGCAGGGGUAUAUGGAACCACCUCUGCAGCCACUCUGGCGACCGAAGUUCGCACCAGUUUCCCAUCUCUUCGAUUUGGACUGAUGGUCGGUGUGGGCGGAGGGGUGCGUCACGCCGGGGUCCAGCUCGGCGAUGUGGUCGUCAGCAAGCCUUCACGCGAGUAUGGCGGAGUGAUUCAAUACGACUACGGCAAGGCAGUCGCUGGGGGUGAAUGGGAGCACACCGGCAUGCUGAACAAGCCGCCGACCGUCCUACUGACAGCAAUCGCCCGACUUCAGGCAGCGCAUUUGCAGAGGCCCAAUCGGGUGUCCGAGAUAGCCGCCGAGGUUUUGGCUGCACAUCCCGGCAUGGUGCCGACGUUCGGACGUCCGAUACCAUCCGAGGAUGGGGUUACAGAGGAGUUUUCCACGGGCUGCAAAAUCCACUAUGGCUUAAUUGCAUCUGGCAAUAAGGUCGUUAAAGACGAGAAGCUCCGGGAUGAGAUCGCCCACCGAUUCGGCAUUCUGUGCUUCGAAAUGGAGGCCGCCGGGCUGAUGGAUAAUUUCCCUUGCCUUGUCGUCCGGGGUAUUUGCGACUAUGCCGAUUCGCAAAAGAAUAAGGACUGGCAGGGUUAUGCCUCGUUGACGGCGGCUGUCUACGCGAAGGAGCUUCUGGAAGUUAUUCCGAGGCAUUCGGUCACCCAGGCACCGGCAGCCAUCUCAUAUUUGGAUUGGCAUGUAGAACACUAUUUUCCAUCCAAGGACCCGCACUCUACCGGGUGGGUCAGCACUACUAAGCCAGCCUUUGAUGAGGUUUUCUUAGAGCGUAUAACACCCUACGAUCAUGAGAGAAUCCAUCAAAGGAUCUCACGAAAGAGACUCGUGGGCACCACGCAGUGGUUUUUGAACCAUUCUAAGUUUCAGGCCUGGUUCUCCGAUAGAGAAUAUCCCUUUCUGUGGUGCUCGGGUAAAAUCGGUUCGGGGAAAUCUAUCAUUGCAGCCACUGUCAUUGAGGAAGCGCGCCUGAAGCUGUCACCACUCGGCAUUCCGACUGUUUUCUUCUACUGCGACGAACAAUAUGCCUCCGAACCAGCUCUGUUGCUUUCCAGCUUCAUACGGCAACUCACUGAGUUCUUUAUGGAUAGGCACCAAGGAAUUUCCAAUGGCAGCCAGAAGCUGCUCCAAAAAUAUUUCAACGUCAAACGGGAGGCACCUGACCUGGAGGAUUUGGAACAUGUAUUUGCCAGUCUCUACACAGAUGUAUCAAAUGCCAUCUACGUGGUAGAUGGACUUGAUGCGCUCAAGCAGAAAGAUGCGAGAUGGCUGCUUAUCUACUUUCGGUCACUUUUCGAGGCCUGUCACGGUGAAGCCACGGGUCCGCGACUACUCAUAGUGAGCAGAGAAUAUUUUGUGGGGGGCACAAAUGUUGCGACUUAUCUGCCCAACAUUCAUCAAAUUUCCACCACCGGCAAUGUGACGCAUGAUAUCGAGAUCUAUAUCAAAGAAAGCAUUGCCGACAGAAUGAUGGUCAAACAACUCACCAACAGUGAGGAGCUGAUCGAUAGAAUGAAAGGUAUCCUGCUCAGGGAGUCUUCCGAAAUGUUCCUAUGGGUGUAUCUACAGGUGGAGAUCAUUUGGUAUACAUGCGCCACAGAAAGCGAGAUUUGCUCCGCCCUGGCAUCAUUGCCCAAAGAUCUCGAGGAAACCUACAAUAGGUGUGCCCAGAGGAUCAACUACCAGGACUUCCGUGCGCUCCGAACACUUGUCUGGGUUCGCUAUAGCGCGCGACCGCUUCAUUGUGAAGAGCUCCGGGAGGCAGUGGCCUUUGACAUCCACGACACAGUGUGGGACUCGACCAAAAUUCCGCGUGGGGACUUUCUUCUGGGCUGGUGCGCCAACCUGGUGGUCUUGGACUCCCUUGACGGCUGCGCGCGGUUUGCACAUCCGUCAGUCUGCCAAUAUCUCGACGACAGGGGAAGUUUAUCCAUUUUUCCAAAGUCUAUUCAACUGGGCAAUCAAAUCUGUGGGCGCCUUUGCAUCACAUACCUUUCUUUUGCAGAUUUCCACCUCCAACUCGAUCGAACCCCAGAUGAGCAUCCAACAUGGAGCCUGCGGAGUCCAGAUCUGGUCCCAAAAGAUGUUCCGGGCUUCCGAGUAAUCGAAAGGUUUUUACCAUCGAGGCUAAAGCGCAAACAAUGUAUUUCACUGCCACUGCGUUCAAUCCGAACAGCUUCUAUGCCGUCUGCGGCGCGCUAUCGAUUUCUGGGCUAUGCACGCAGACAUUGGACGACCCAUACCAGGCAUCUUGAACUGGAUGAGCCACUCUGGGGGGACUUUGCGCGACUAGCGAUGACAUUGAAUGAGACCUGGAGGAUCCAUCCGUGGAAAACUGACGGUAGCUCACAGGAGUCGUACUUGCGAGCCAUGUUCGGAUGGGCAGUUAGGGAACAUCAUAUACCACUUAUGCACCUUUCCCUGCUGUCUUCAAAUGACGCCAACAUGAUCUGCGAUCUGCCACUUGCUGGAGAGUUGCUUCCAGCCUUGCAUUAUGUCUGCAAACAGGGCUAUGAUGAUAUGAUCCCAUGUCUACUGCACUACUGCGAUGUCACAAGGCCUGACUUACAAGGCUUUACACCAUUGCAGUACGCUGUCGAAAAGGGUCGUUUUCAUACGGUGAACCUCCUCCUGCGCCCAACGCUCCGUGCUCUUAUGGAUCCCAGCUAUAUCGAUGAGCUGCUCUUGUUAUCCUCAAGCAAAGGACAUACCGAUAUCGUCAAACUUCUCAUCCAGCAUGGCGCAUUUCUGGAGGUGCAGAACUCCAAGUCCCAGACGAGUCUCAUGGUGGCUGCCGCCGCUGGCCACAUAUCCACCGUGGAACUACUCAUGCAGCGGGGAGCCGACGAAGACGCCACCGACAGAGAGGGUGGUACCGCACGUCUGUAUGCUCUCAGAAAUCGACAUUGGAUGGUUUUCAACCUGUUCCUGAACAUGGACUUGAAACGAGCAUCCUGUAAACUUGAGGAUAUGUUGCUCUCUGCGGUCGAAAUGGACGAUCCUGAAUUCGCGAUAUUUUUAAUUGGCAAGGGGCUCGACCCCAAUGCGGAAUACGAGUUGGAUACUGGCCAUGGAUCUGGCACUGUUCUUACGUGGGCUGCCGGGAAGGGACCCGGCAAACUGGACGCCUCUUGCUCGGGCUGCUCGAUUUGGGCAUGAUGCUGUUGUCACUCUUCUCGUCUCGCACGGAGCAAGGGUCAAUUUUCCAUACAACAACUACACGCCUCUUCAAAUUGCUGCGGCCAGCCAAAAGGAAAGCACAGUGAAACUCUUGAUCCAGCAUGGAGCAAUUGUGGACCAGUUGAUCACUAGAGAUUCUAGUCUUACUAAGGAACAAAUGAGACAAUUGAGCGUGGGA
Aspergillus sclerotioniger CBS 115572 is the source of this 3759-nucleotide messenger RNA. RefSeq lists its product as uncharacterized. The coding region runs from base 150 to 3560 and encodes 1136 amino acids. NCBI's taxonomy places the organism in Eukaryota, Fungi, Ascomycota, Eurotiomycetes, Eurotiales, Aspergillaceae. The transcript is spliced from 7 exons. Gene Ontology annotation, biological process: nucleoside metabolic process. Gene Ontology annotation, molecular function: protein binding; catalytic activity. The record is from RefSeq and is a predicted model, not a curated record.